Molecule: messenger RNA, 710 nt
Organism: Microsporum canis CBS 113480
Lineage: Eukaryota; Fungi; Ascomycota; Eurotiomycetes; Onygenales; Arthrodermataceae
Product: 60S ribosomal protein L6
Exons: 3
Coding region: 114-710 (198 amino acids)
Biological process (GO): ribosomal large subunit assembly; cytoplasmic translation
Cellular component (GO): cytosolic large ribosomal subunit; ribosome
Molecular function (GO): RNA binding; structural constituent of ribosome
Source: RefSeq, a predicted model, not a curated record
GUUGAACUUCGAACUUCCGCCAAUCUUCAACCACAACAACCACCGUCGACCACCCCCGGGAUUCCCGCAUCUUCGAUUUCUCUUUUCCCAAGUCUUCGUCACAUAGAGCCAACAUGUCGGCGCCUGGCCAGACGAAGAAGUUCGGAAAGGGCGAGAGGACCGUCCCCAGCCAGAAGGCUCAGAAGUGGUAUCCUGUUGAUGACGAGCCUCAACCAAAGAAAGUUCGCAAGUCCAUCAACCCCGCUAAGCCACGCGCCAGUCUCCAGCCAGGCACCAUCCUCAUCCUCCUCGCUGGCCGUUUCCGUGGCAAGCGUGUCGUCCUCCUCAAGCACCUCCCCCAGGGUGUCCUCCUCGUUACCGGUCCUUACAAGCUCAACGGUGUUCCCCUCAGACGAGUCAAUGCCAGAUAUGUCAUUGCCACCAGCGCAUCCGUCAAUCUGACCGGUCUUGACGAGAAGACUCUGGAGAAGGUCUCCCAGCCCGGAUACUUCACCGCCGGCAAGAGCACCGAGAAGAAGGGAGAGGAAGCUUUCUUCAAGCAGGGAGAGAAGGUCGAGAAGAAGAAGAUCACAAGCGAACGUGCUACCGACCAAAAGGCCGUCGACCAAGCCCUUUUGGCCACCAUCAAGAAGGAGGAGUUCCUCGACAGCUACCUUGCCUCCAGCUUCAGCCUACGGAAAGGUGACAGACCCCACGAGAUGAAGUGGUAG